Messenger RNA from Impatiens glandulifera, 3061 nucleotides. RefSeq names its product CRM-domain containing factor CFM3, chloroplastic/mitochondrial-like. Gene Ontology annotation, molecular function: mRNA binding. NCBI's taxonomy places the organism in Eukaryota, Viridiplantae, Streptophyta, Magnoliopsida, Ericales, Balsaminaceae. Gene Ontology annotation, biological process: RNA splicing, via transesterification reactions. The record is from RefSeq and is a predicted model, not a curated record. Bases 137 to 2683 code for a protein of 848 amino acids. The transcript has 11 exons.
CUCUCCUCAGUGAUGAACAAUGAACUUCUUCUUCUUCUUCCUCUAACCUAACCGUCUCUUUACUUGAUUCUCUGCGCCAUGAGAUUACAGAAAUCAGUGAACGAAGAAGCAAGAAUCGUCAAUUGAACUCGAUCAAAUGGCCUUAGCCACUGCGAAAUUGACAGAAUUACCAUUCCGUGGCACAAUUCCUCUUGUCUAUCACCCAUCAUCCUCUCUUCGUUUCCGUUUCUUCAUUUAUUCAUACCCAAAACGUGCUUUUUCUCUCUUCAAACCAUUCUCUUCACUUCGUUCCACCACAGAAUCCACCAAUACCACAAACCCUACCUCUGGCAUUCAGAAACCAAAGGUUUCUUCUUCUGCUCCCUGGAUCAAAAAGUGGCCAUCUCCCAACACACCAAAUGACUCGGACCUGAGAGGAGCUGAUACGAACAACAACAAUAGAGGAGGAGAAAAUCGCACGGAAAGUCGGUUUUUUGAUGGAAGGACUGGUGGUGUAGGGACUACUGCAAUUGAAAGAAUUGCUCUCCGAUUGCGGAAUCUUGGUCUGGGCUCCGAUGAUGACAACAAAAGCGAAGAAGAAGAAGACGAAGAAGAACACACUGAAGUGAAAAGAAAAAGAAAUGAACCAGUGAAUAGCGAGGAGAAAUUAGGGGACUUGUUGAGGAGAGAUUGGGUGAGACCUGAUAGGAUGUUAAUUCAAGAAGAGGAAAAUGAAUCGUGGUUGCCAUGGGAGAGGACGGAGAGCAAUGAAGAAGGUGGUAAGAAUGGAACAAGGAAGAAGACAGUGAAGGCACCUACAUUGGCAGAACUGACCAUUCAGGAUGAAGAACUGAGGCGGUUAAGGAGGCAGGGGAUAAUUCUCAGGGAGAGGGUCAGUGUGCCUAAAGCAGGGUUAACUGCAGCUGUACUUGAAAAGAUUCAUGAACAAUGGACUAGAUCAGAAAUAGCUAGGCUUAAAUUUCACGAAGAUUUGGCUCAUGAUAUGAAGACAGCACAUGAGAUUGUUGAGCGUCGAACUGGAGGGUUAGUCAUAUGGAGGUCAGGAAGUGUGAUGGUUGUGUAUCGUGGAAGCAACUAUGAAGGGCCAACUCUGAUUCAGAGGGAAAUGGAAGCAGACAAUGAUAAUAUUUUCAUUCCAGAUGUAACUGCUGCUAAAAGUCCUAUUGAGAAUCUUGAAAAUAAAACAGUUGUGAAUCCUGAGAAAAUAAAGGUGUCUCUUCCAACACGUUUGGCAAAUAUGACGGAAGAGGAAAUGGAAUGCAAUGACCUUCUUAAUGGUUUAGGUCCACGUUUUGAGGAUUGGUGGGGUACUGGAAUGCUACCGGUUGAUGCUGAUUUGCUUCCUCAGACAAUUUCGGGUUACAAAGCCCCUUUUAGGCUUCUUCCAACUGGGAUGCGAUCUGGGCUGACAAAUGCAGAGAUGACUAAUCUGAGGAAGCAUGCAAAAUCACUUCCAUGCCAUUUUGCCCUUGGAAGGAACAGAAAUCAUCAAGGUCUAGCUGCUUCUAUAGUCAAGGUGUGGGAGAAAAGUCUCGUGGUAAAAAUUGCAGUGAAACGUGGAGUACAGAACACAAACAAUAAGUUAAUGGCCGAGGAAAUAAAGGAAUUAACUGGUGGUGUGUUGCUAUUGAGAAACAAAUAUUACAUUGUAAUAUACCGAGGCAAAGAUUUUCUACCAACAAGUGUUGCUACCGCUUUAGCCGAAAGGACUGAAAUGACCAAUCAGGUUCAAGACGUUGAAGAGAAAGUACGGAGUAAAGCAGUUGAAGAGAAAGUACAGAGUAAAGCAGUGAUGCCUGCAAGUGGGCAGGUGCAAGCUGGUACUCUGACUGAAUUCUAUGAGAAUCAGGCUAAAUGGGGAAGAAAUAUAACUGAUGAAGACCGAGAGAAGAUGAUAGAAGAAUCUGUCAGAGCUAAAAGUACUAAGGCUGUCAUGAAAAUGGAAAACAAACAGACUCUUGCUCAAUCCAAAUUGCUGAGAGCAGAGAAAAUGUUGGCUAAAUUAGAAGCAUCUAUGAUCCCUGUUGGACCUUCUGAUGACCAGGAAACAUUAACUGAGGAGGAAAAAUCCAUGUUUAGAAGAGUUGGAUUAAGGAUGACUCCAUACUUACCUCUAGGAAUUAGAGGUGUUUUUGAUGGAGUUAUUGAGAACAUGCACUUGCACUGGAAACACAGAGAACUUGUAAAGUUGAUUUCCAAACAGAAGAAUGCUGCCUUUAUUGAAGAAACAGCAAGAUUGUUGGAAUAUGAGAGUGGAGGGAUACUAGUCACAAUCGAAACUAUUCCGAAAGGUCAUGCCCUUAUUUAUUAUCGUGGGAAGAAUUAUAGGCGACCAAUCAGCCUGCGGCCAAGAAACCUUCUAACAAAGGCCAAAGCCUUGAGGCGUUCUAUUGCCAUGCAAAGAUAUGAGACUCUCACCCAACACAUGUCCGAGCUGGAGAAAACAAUAAAGCAGAUGAAGCAUGAAAUUGGCGAUUAUGAAGAUGAAGUUGAUGGGAACACCAUUAAUUUCAAGCAUGAUGAAUUCGCUAAUACGUUGGACUCGGUCGAAAGUGAAGAUGAUGAAUCUUCAUGGAGUAAUUCUGAUAAUGAUGAUGAAAAUGAGCUUGAGUGGGAUGGCAGUGAAAUAUCGAAGAAUUUAGACCUGGAUAAUGAUUGUGGUCCAUCUUCCUUGGUUGGCUGAUUUUUGUUGAUUGAAAAUACGCAUACCAAAAAGAUACACCCUUUGAAGCAUCUGUUUCUCAGUUAAAGCAACUGAAUCACCCACCAAUGGUAGUUUCAGAUUACAGGCUAUGGCUACAUUGGUUCCAAAAGGGUAAAGUUGAAAUGAAGAAAGUAUGUAUAUUAAUGGAAGUGCUGACAUUGGUUUAUAUCCAGGUAAUCUUAACUAAUAUGAAUCAUUUUAUUGUAUAACAAUAAUAUCGAUAUAGUUUGGUAGCAUUUGUGGGGGGAAAGGAAAGGAAACAUGGGAAAAUAAGAUAAUCCUUUGCAAAAUGUAUUCUCUAAUGGUGAAAGAUGUAUAAGAAUUAUUAUACAGUGAAUGAAUGUCAGAUAAUUUCUU